Messenger RNA from Manacus vitellinus (golden-collared manakin), 1782 nucleotides. It is a transcript of the gene PRPF3, whose product is annotated as pre-mRNA processing factor 3. The record is from RefSeq and is a predicted model, not a curated record. Gene Ontology annotation, biological process: mRNA splicing, via spliceosome. The coding region runs from base 334 to 1782 and encodes 482 amino acids. NCBI's taxonomy places the organism in Eukaryota, Metazoa, Chordata, Aves, Passeriformes, Pipridae. The transcript has 13 exons. Gene Ontology annotation, cellular component: U4/U6 x U5 tri-snRNP complex.
AUGACUCCACCCUGCGAUUUGUGGACAAGCUCUUCGAGGCCGUGGAGGAGGGACGGAGCUCCCGGCACUCCAAAUCCAACAGCGACCGGAACCGCAAGCGGGAGCUAAAGGUUUUCCAAGAAGUACCUGUGUGGCUGAGGAAGUGUCCUUGUAGGAUACGAACCGUUGUAGUGAAGAAGGGAUUGCAACUAACGCUUACAACCGGAUGUGUUUGGUGAUGACUCUGAGGUAUCCAAGGAAUCCUCUGGUGUCAAGAAGCGGCGGAUACCGCGGUUCGAGGAGGUUGAGGAUGAGCCUGAGGUCAUCCCGGGCCCGCCGUCGGAGAGCCCGGGGAUGCUGACCAAGCUGCAGAUCAAGCAGAUGAUGGAGGCAGCCACCCGGCAGAUCGAGGAGAGGAAAAAGCAGCUGAGUUUCAUCAGUCCUCCCACACCACAGCCCAAAAUUUCCUCCUCGUCGCAGUCGGAGCGUCUCCCCAUCGGCAACACGAUCCAGCCCUCGCAGGCAGCCACGUUCAUGAACGACGCCAUCGAGAAGGCCCGGAAAGCUGCAGAGCUGCAGGCCCGGAUCCAGGCCCAGCUGGCCCUGAAACCAGGGCUCAUUGGCAACGCCAACAUGGUGGGCUUGGCCAACCUGCACGCCAUGGGCAUCGCGCCACCGAAGGUGGAGCUGAAGGACCAGACCAAGCCCACGCCGCUGAUCCUGGACGAGCAGGGCCGGACGGUGGACGCGACCGGGAAGGAGAUCGAGCUGACCCACCGCAUGCCCACCCUCAAAGCCAACAUCCGGGCUGUGAAGAGGGAGCAGUUCAAACAGCAGCUCAAGGAAAAGCCCUCGGAGGACAUGGAGUCCAACACGUACUUUGACCCCCGGGUCUCCAUAACCCCGGCCCAGCGGCAGAAACGCACCUUCAAGUUCCACGAAAAAGGCAAAUUUGAGAAGAUUGCCCAGAGGUUGCGAACGAAGGCUCAGCUAGAAAAGCUGCAGGCAGAGAUCUCCCAGGCUGCCAGGAAAACUGGGAUUCACACCUCCACCAAGUUGGCUCUGAUCACCCCUAAGAAGGAGCUGAAGGAGGGGGAGAUCCCGGAGAUCGAGUGGUGGGAUUCCUACAUCAUCCCCAACGGCCUGGAUUUAAAAGGCGGGACGUCCUCCAAGAGAGACGAGUACUUUGGCAUCACAAACCUGGUGGAGCACCCGGCCCAGCUCAACCCCCCCGUGGACAGUGACACCCCUGUGACCCUGGGCGUGUAUUUAACAAAGAAGGAGCAGAAGAAACUACGGCGCCAGACGCGGCGAGAGGCCCAGAAGGAGCUGCAGGAGAAGGUCAGGCUGGGCCUGAUGCCACCGCCAGAGCCCAAAGUGAGGAUUUCCAACCUGAUGCGGGUGCUGGGCACGGAAGCCGUCCAGGACCCGACGAAGGUGGAAGCUCACGUCCGAGCACAGAUGGCCAAGAGACAGAAAGCUCACGAGGAGGCGAACGCGGCGAGGAAGCUCACGGCGGAGCAGCGGAAAGCCAAGAAGGUGAAAAAGCUCAAGGAAGACGUUUCCCAGGGAGUUCACAUAGCUGUCUACAGGGUCCGAAACUUGAGCAAUCCAGCAAAAAAAUUCAAAAUCGAGGCGAACGCGGGGCAGCUUUACCUCACAGGUGUGGUGGUCCUGCACAAAGAUGUCAACGUGGUGGUGGUAGAAGGAGGCCCGAAAGCACAGAAGAAAUUCAAACGUCUUAUGCUCCAUCGAAUAAAGUGGGACGAGCAGACGUCAAACACGAAGGGAGAGGGUGAGUGA